UGUCAUUCCCCAGCUUUUCCUUGACUUUCCCCCUCCCAACCGAUGAUUUCAAAUGCAUGACUCUUGAGUAUCACCUAGUAUUUCCUGGCUGAAUUAUUAGGCAUUGAAUAUGACAGCGGACGAAGAAUCCGCACUCCUCCGGUCUCCGACUCAAGAGAGUCCAGAAUCCGAAAUUGAGUCGAGACAAAAGUCUGAACGUGCCAACAAACUGGUCAUCUAUGGCUCAUUCAUUGGUGUGUUUAUUGCUUCCGCCGAUGAGUCACUUGUCAUUUCAACCUGGAGCUCUAUCGCUUCGCAGUUCAACCGUCUGUCAGAGGGAUCAUGGUUGCUGGUCGCGUAUAACUUUGGCUACUGCGUUUCAUUACCAGUAUAUGGCACUCUCAGCGACAUAUAUGGACGCAAAAAUGUCCUUCUCUGGGCUUAUUCACUGUUUGCUUUAAGUUGCCUGGCAUGCGGUGCGAGUGGUUCUCUGAUCCAGCUGAUUCUGGCCAGAGUGUUGGCUGGAGUUAGCGGAGGUGGCAUGAUCUCCCUUGUCUCUAUUAUCAUAACCGGCUUGAUGCCCCCAGACGAGGUGGCACUUUUCCGAGGGUAUGCUAACGUGGUUAACGUUGCUGGUCGCAGCUUGGGUGCCCCGGUUGGGGGCUUUUUGAUCGCGACACUCGGCUGGAGAUGGUCAUUUCUAGGCCAGUUUCCCCUUAUUAUGAUUUGUCUCAUCGUCGCUUAUUACGGCCUUCCCGCAUCCUUGAACCAGAAUAAGGCAGACGGCAACCACCGAGCAUCGGAUUUCGACUUCGGUGGCAUCUUAAGCUUUGCUACGGCCGUUGUGAUUUUGCUUUUUCUAAUCCAAAGCUCAAGCACAACAUAUGCUCAGCAACUACUGCCUUGCAUACUGGGACUUGCAUUGGCCAUUGCUGCUGCGAUCUUCCUCCUGGUGGAAGCAUACUGGGCCAAAAAGCCCUUGAUACCUUUACACCUAGUGAAAAGCUCCUUGGGCGGGUAUUUCAUGGGACAAAUGUUGUUGAUCACGGGUCGGUCAGCACUCAGCAGUAACAUGGUACCAUACUUCAUCCGAGUUGAAAAAGCGACCGACUUUCUCGCGUCGUUUACCUACGUCGUCACCGCGGUGGGUGUGUCAGUUGGUGGACUGAUUUCAGGGGCCAUCAUUAAACGGACCAAGCGUUAUAAGACUAUGACUAUAGUAUCACUGGGCUCUACUGUAUUGCUCUCUAUUCUGAUUUAUAUCCGCUACCGGGACGGCUGCUUUACCUGGGAGCUAUUCUACCUUUUCCCGUCCGGCGUGGCAAAUGGCGUGCUCUUCUCCACCCAGUUCAUUGGGAUGUCCUUAACUGUACCUAAAGAACGCCUCGCGACGUCUAUUGGAAUAUACUAUCUCUCUCAGCAGCUGGGGUUCAUUGUCGGUCCGGCAGCUUCGGUCGCAGUUGUCCAACGACUCUUUGCAAGUAGGGUUUCGGAUGGGUUGGAGGGAUUGAAGGAGAGACAGCUCAUCCGCCAAAUUCUCAAUGACUUGAGAUUCUCAGAGACCUUGCCGGAAGAGGUCCAGGGAAUUGUACGAUCGAGCUAUCUGUAUGGGUUUCAGUUUGUACCGUGUAAGUUGAAUAUGCCUCUGAGAUAGUCCGAAAUUAAAAUAACGGACAGGUAUAGUGCUUGGUACGGUGACCACUUUGAUCAUGUUGCCUAUCACGCUGUGGUUGAAGGAGGAAAGAAUGAGAUGAAACGGAAGGUAGUCCAUGUCACUUAUUGAGUACGGUAAAUUCUUGUAUCUGUACUAGUAGAAGGUUUAUCAUUAGACGAUGGAUGAGCCUGUUUUCGUGGCUGUAAGCCCUAAUGAACCAGCUCCGGAGCCAUUCCGUGUGCCCUGC
Molecule: messenger RNA, 1880 nt
Organism: Aspergillus alliaceus
Lineage: Eukaryota; Fungi; Ascomycota; Eurotiomycetes; Eurotiales; Aspergillaceae
Product: major facilitator superfamily domain-containing protein
Exons: 9
Coding region: 110-1633 (507 amino acids)
Biological process (GO): basic amino acid transport; transmembrane transport
Cellular component (GO): fungal-type vacuole membrane
Molecular function (GO): basic amino acid transmembrane transporter activity
Source: RefSeq, a predicted model, not a curated record